Molecule: messenger RNA, 708 nt
Organism: Heterobasidion irregulare TC 32-1
Lineage: Eukaryota; Fungi; Basidiomycota; Agaricomycetes; Russulales; Bondarzewiaceae
Exons: 5
Coding region: 1-708 (235 amino acids)
Biological process (GO): peptidyl-lysine dimethylation; peptidyl-lysine monomethylation
Cellular component (GO): cytoplasm
Molecular function (GO): protein-lysine N-methyltransferase activity
Source: RefSeq, a predicted model, not a curated record
AUGAGCGCAGACGACCUCCAGCCAUCGAAGCUGGGCACGAAGCAGCACUGGGACGAUGUCUACCAACGCGAAGUCGCGAACUUCACAGAGACGGGUGACGAGGGCGAAGUGUGGUUCGGCGAAGACAGCGUCGAGAAAAUGGUCGACUGGGCCGCCGAGCACGUCCCUCCCGCAUCUCAGCCCUUCGUGCUCGAAGUCGGCAGCGGCAACGGCGCACUCCUGUUCUCGCUCUCUGAGGUGGGGUACGACGCCUCGCGGCUUGCGGGCAUCGACUACAGCCCCGACGCCGUCACGCUCGCUCGGCUGGUCGCCGCGAACCGGGGGGCGGAGCGGAUCACUUUUACUGUCUGCGAUUUCUUGGCCGACGUCCCUGUGGGGUUGGACGGCCGGCCCGGGUGGAGUGGAGGCUGGGAUCUCCUGUUGGACAAGGGAACGUAUGACGCUAUUGCGCUAGGCGAGAAGGAUGAGGACGGGAAGUCGCCCGUGUCGGGGUACCCUGCGCGCGUCGCAGCGCUGCUCAGGCCAGGCGGACACUUCCUCAUAACAUCGUGUAACUUCACAGAAGAGGAGCUCAGAGCCGGUUUCGCUACUCCGGAAACACGCCUCGUGUACCACUCUCGAAUAAAAUUUCCCUCUUUUUCCUUCGGAGGACACAGCGGAAACGUCUACUCCAGCGUCGCUUUCCAAAAGGCUUCCCUCCCGCCAUAA